Molecule: messenger RNA, 1673 nt
Organism: Piliocolobus tephrosceles (Ugandan red Colobus)
Lineage: Eukaryota; Metazoa; Chordata; Mammalia; Primates; Cercopithecidae
Gene: TRAPPC6A
Product: trafficking protein particle complex subunit 6A
Exons: 7
Coding region: 1002-1388 (128 amino acids)
Biological process (GO): endoplasmic reticulum to Golgi vesicle-mediated transport; regulation of GTPase activity
Cellular component (GO): TRAPP complex; cis-Golgi network; trans-Golgi network
Source: RefSeq, a predicted model, not a curated record
GCGACAGGGCUUCGCCGUGUUGGCCAGGCUGGUCUUGCACUCCUAACCUCAGGUGAUCCACCUGCCUCGGCCUCCCAAAGUGCUAGCAUUACAGGAGUGACUCACUGCACCCGGCCUAAUCUUUCUCAUAUGUAUGUGCAGCUCACAUUUAUUUCAGUGUUUAAUAUUACGUUUUCAUUCUUAUUUAGAAGUUUGGUGAUGUUUUUGUACCAGAAACAUGGCAUUGGAACUUCACUCUUGUUUAUGUUAAUUAACCUGCGUGAAAUUGGUUUCAUCAUAUGUCAUUUUGCUUAAAGCCGUAGUUUCCCAGAGCCCGUUGACAGCAUUAGGUGAGGACUUACUGUGUCCUUUGUUGACGCACGUUGUCUCAUCAGCCAGUCUAUUAAGCACCACCCACAUGCCAAGCCCUGUGUUGGCUGCCGAAGGCCGGAUGUGAAUUGAUCAGCCUGGGUCCCCACCUUCACAGAGCUGUGUCCUCAUCCAUUGACAGUGCGCGGUGGGCAGCGCUGGGGACGCCAACUGGGAGGGAGGAAGGAAGUCAGUACAAAGGCCCAGAAGUCUGAGCCUUCCCAACCAAGGAACGCGAGUGUCCUGAGUGGGUGGAGAGGGUGAGGGAGGGACGGAGGCAGCUGGGCCGGCAGGCUGCAAGAAGCCUUCCUCGGACACCCUCUCCAGGCUGGGAGACCCUCUCCAGGACUGGAGCCAAGCAGAGAAUUCCCAUUCCCAUUCGGAUGGCCCAUUCUGGAGGGAGGAGGCCGUAGCUGCCACGCCUGAGUGAAGCCAUGCCAUCCACACACACAGGCACGUGGACAGACACCGAGUACAGCCCUCCUGCCUGGGGCCUGCCUCUGCCAGCACAGUCCCCUCCUGUGUGGACCCUGGCCUACCCUUCAGACACUACAUUGGCUGCCACUGUCCUUCCUGAGCACCCAAAGAUCUGCCUGUUCUGAGCUUCCACGUGUACCCCCAGGGAUCUCGGCCAAUAUUAUAAGGGACAGAAGAUGAGCCUGUCGGUCCUGGAGGGUAUGGGGUUCCGCGUGGGCCAGGCUCUAGGCGAGAGACUGCCCCGGGAGACGCUGGCCUUCAGGGAGGAGCUGGAUGUCCUCAAGUUCUUGUGCAAAGACCUGUGGGUGGCUGUGUUCCAGAAGCAGAUGGACAGCCUGCGCACCAAUCACCAGGGGACCUACGUCCUGCAAGACAACAGCUUCCCCCUCCUCCUUCCGAUGGCCUCUGGCCUGCAGUAUCUGGAGGAAGCGCCCAAGUUCCUGGCCUUCACCUGCGGCCUCCUGCGUGGCGCCCUCUGUACCCUGGGCAUUGAGAGUGUGGUCACCGCUUCCGUGGCAGCCCUGCCCGUCUGUAAGUUCCAGGUGGUGAUUCCGAAAUCCUAAGCCCGCCCUGCACCUGCCGAGCCGCACUGCUGCCCCCAGUCUCACCGGCCUCAGGAGAAGGCGGCUGCAUUGGGCCCCAGGCUGCUGCAUUUGGGGGUGGUGUUGGGGCUAGUGCUGGGGAUCCCAGGCCCUAGGGGUCACAUUUACUCAGGAAGUGGGUAUCAAAGCGAGGUGGGGGUGUCACAGGAGGCAAAGGGGUCCCAACUGCGGUCAGGACUGGGGUGGGAUUCCUGCCUGCCCAUUGUCCAGCAGCUGUUCAAUAAAGGCUGUGUGUGUGGAAUCUGA